AUGUUGCGAUUGGCUGAGAAGAUGGUGUUGGUGCUAGUUGUAAGGCAACGGCAAGCCUUCAGUAGCAUUUGCACGUUUUGCAUCAUGCGUAAUAUCGCACAUGUCCUUGCCGUUCUCACUGUGGAGCUGUCAACUCAAUCCUCAUAUAUUCCCUUAAACGUCAGCUUUGCAGAUCCCAAUUUGUCAAAUAUCGGCUGCUUUGCAUACGUCGAGCGUUGA
This is a messenger RNA of Echinococcus granulosus, 219 nucleotides long. RefSeq lists its product as hypothetical. Lineage: Eukaryota; Metazoa; Platyhelminthes; Cestoda; Cyclophyllidea; Taeniidae. The record is from RefSeq and is a predicted model, not a curated record. Bases 1 to 219 code for a protein of 72 amino acids. The transcript has 2 exons.